This is a messenger RNA of Esox lucius (northern pike), 1989 nucleotides long. RefSeq names its product transmembrane protein 221 (gene tmem221). The transcript has 3 exons. Bases 111 to 1226 code for a protein of 371 amino acids. The record is from RefSeq and is a predicted model, not a curated record. NCBI's taxonomy places the organism in Eukaryota, Metazoa, Chordata, Actinopteri, Esociformes, Esocidae.
GAAAAGUCCAUUGUUGUUGUUGCGAAGUUUUUAAUCUGGGGAAAGAACAUCACAUGCCUGACCGUUGGAGCGAGUGGUUGCGCCCAACACACAAAUAACCCUCAAAUUCAAUGAUCGGACUCUCAAUCUCAGGUUUCUUACUUGCUUCCAAUCAAAUAUAUAUGUUUUACGCAUUACAAAAACCGUGCCUCAUGGUAAACUCAAGAAUUUGGAAAAGAGAGAGCGAGGAAGAUAAACCGGAUUUCCAACGGGAUAGUUUUUUCCGACGAAGGCAAGUGCGUCAACCUCAGUCAGUGAUUUAUAGCCCAAAUAUGACGUGCGUUUACAGCCAGCGGUCUCUGAUGGUCCUCUCUUUAUUAGGGAUCCUAUCUGGAAUUAUGUCUAUGCUAUCGGUCAUUCAGAUUUUCCAGCUACAAACACAACAGAUUGCUGUGAAGGAAUCUCCCCCUACCAUCUCCAUCGUGCCCACUAACAUUUGGGCUGUGAUGAUGCCGGUGUCUACAGUGCUCUCUGGCCUGUCUCUAACGCUCAAUUUAAGCUCUGUCGUGGUCUGCCUUCUGCAAAGUUAUUUUACAACCGAGAUAUGCAGAGGAGAAGAUACUGAAAGAGCAGACUGGUUCCUAUUGGAUACGAGAGGUGUGCGACAUGUGGCCAUUGGAUUAUUUUGCCUUGGGGUUUCCGUAUACUUGGCAGCUAUGUCAAUCUACAUGCUGCUGGUGUUUGAGGUAGAGACGGGCAUCGCCAGUGCAUGUGUCCUGGCCUCGGGCAUCCUGAUUCUGCUGGUGAUCGUUGUUCACUCGCUGGUCAAAUCUGCCCAAGCCGCCCAACACUACUGUGGCGAGGAGCACACGGACACUCUGUACCGGAACCGGAACGGAGGGGACAGCGCGCCCGCAGCCAACCACGCCGAACCCCGAGACGUGGACAAACCAAGAAGGCAUCGCAACAACUCCCAAAUUCACCGGCAACUGUACUACCCUCCCUGCGCUGACCCACAGAAGCACCACCAGCCCCCAACAUCCCACUGCCCGCAGGGCCAUGGGAGCGACCAGGAGGGCUACAGCCGUGCCGGGGACGGAGGUGGCUCUAGGAUGCACAGGACCCUUUUGACAGAGUCGGGACGGCUGCAGUGUCCGUCUAAGCCCUGGAACGGUAUCAACAAUGAAAUGAGGAGUGUAAUGGCCCGCAAAUCAGGCACUCCCUGUAAAGACUCAACCCUGGUGUAACAAGACCAGUACAUUCUAACCCAACCAUCUAUAAUCUCAAAUAUACAUUAUAGAUAGAAUAUUUCGGCAGCUAUCCAGGUGGCAUGUCAGUUUAAUAAGCCUUUCUUAACAAAUCUCUCCCUUAUUGUCUUAAUAGUCAUACACACCAGCCGUGUUCAAUUUAAUCACUAUAAAACACGCUGUGGUAUUUCCACAUAAUGGUAUUCCAACUGAAAGUUUGAGUGUAUUGCUAAAAUGUUAGUGAAAGUAUAGCGACAGCUAAUGUCAUUAUUGCUACAUUAAGCUGUACCUUCCUUCUCAAAAGUAUUAUGCGAAGAACAAGCAUGAUCAAAGAAUUACCCAAACAGUAAAUUACACAAUGUGUAGAGACAUUUGGUAGUGUCUAGUCUGGAUACUGUAAAAAAAAAAAAAUAAAAUGAUGACAACUUACAAAUAACAAAAUUUCAAACCACGGUGAGUAAGUUGGAACAGUUGAAGUCAACCCGUAAUAGCACAUUAAGGUUAAUUCUAAUGAUGCCGAAUGAAAUACUAACCUUGGACAGUGUCUUCCAGAGAUCAGGGCGAAGGUGAUGAGGGAUGGGAGGGUGGUGUAGAAGAGGGAAUGGGAGAAGGGGCUGAUUCACUUGAGCUGCAUGCAUUUGCGGGGGGAAUAAGUAAGAAAACAAAAUGGAGGAAAACAUAAAAAUGGUGGCAAAUAAUAACAAAGAAAAUUAGAUUUAAGGAAUGAUGAUGAUUGUAAAAAAAAAAAAAAAAAAAAAAAAAA